This is a messenger RNA of Ricinus communis (castor bean), 2503 nucleotides long. RefSeq names its product probable arabinosyltransferase ARAD1. Gene Ontology annotation, molecular function: glycosyltransferase activity. The record is from RefSeq and is a predicted model, not a curated record. NCBI's taxonomy places the organism in Eukaryota, Viridiplantae, Streptophyta, Magnoliopsida, Malpighiales, Euphorbiaceae. The transcript has 3 exons. The coding region runs from base 976 to 2412 and encodes 478 amino acids.
UCCACUUUUCUCUCAAUUUUUCAGAUCUGGGGGUUGUUACCGGACUUCUCACCGGUGACAACCCACCGGUGACAACCCACCGGUGACAACCCCCAGCACGUGUUUCUCUUCGUUUAUCUUAUUUCUCAUGGACACUAAGUUAGUUCUUCUCUUAGAUUUUAGGAGACGCAUAUGUAGCUUUAGUAUUUUGUCUGCCAUCUUUAUGAUGGUCUCUAAUCUUAGUAUCUUGAAGCUUCAAGAUUAACAUCUUUCAAGGAAAAUAUUUGAUUUAGCCUAUCCGAAAUUUAAAUAUUUUAUCCGUUAUUUUUCUCUUAACGAAGAGAGCAAGUUCUAAAUGGAUUUGCCAUACCCAUUACUGUUCUGCGGAUUAUUGAGCUCUGUCUCAAGUUUGCUCUUUCCAGCCCAUGGCAUUUCAACAAGCCAACAUGGAGUCUAGUAUUCACGAUGAGUUUCAGCAAAUCUAUGGCAUUCAUCUUAUUUUAUUGUUGAUAUUUGUUUCCUGGGUUUCUUUUGAUUAUGAACUGUGUAACGGGUGGGUUUGUAGUGCAGUGACUUUUUUCCUUUAUAACCCAUGUUAUAUGAAUAGAAUCAUUCAGUUAAAGAAAAAAUGUAUAGACUACAUAUCAAAUCAUUUCAGAAUUUCUUUUUCAUGAAAUUCAAACUCACACUGAUAUGUUUAGAUGUCAAGAUUUAAAAUCUUGAUUUUGGAUUUGUGACAAAAGAAAGAUAUAUAGAUGGGAAAGGUAUUACCUGGGGAAAAAAAAAAAAAAAAGAAGCUUAUGUUAAUAAGAGCAUAAUAUAAUAGCUAGAGAGAUCAAAAGAAUUUAUUUAUUGUAGGAUAUCUACUGUAGUUUAAAAGCAUUUAACUUUAAUUUUCAUUAUGUAUAUAUAUUUAAACAAAUCUUCUUUUCUUUUUUAAGUAAGCAUGAAAUACAGUUGAGCAAAUCAGAAACUCAAAACCCAAAACAGCAACAAAUGCCUCCAAAGAACAUUCAUCUGCAAUGCUCAAUCCCUUCUCUCUUUCUCACAUUCAUUAGCAUUUCCCUUUUCUUCUCCCUUUUGUGGUUACUCCUCUCUAGCCCGAAGAACCUAUCUUUUCCAGAUCCCCAGAACAACCGUCAACCCUCUAAAGAUUCCAUCAAAGUGUACUUAGCAGACCUCCCUAGAUCUUUCAACUAUGGCCUCCUUGAUCAAUACUGGUCCACUUCUAAACCCGAUACCCGAAUUAGCUCCGACCCAGAUCACCAUCCCCAAAGGGGACCCGUCCAUUUGCAGAAAACCUCCAAAUUGCCUCCUUACCCUGAGAGUCCGUUGAUCAAGCAGUAUAGUGCAGAGUAUUGGAUCAUGGGUGAUCUUAUGACCCCAGAGAAUCUAAGAUCCCAAUCUUUUGCUAAAAGGGUUUUUGAUUUUAAUCAAGCUGAUGUUGUUUUUGUGCCAUUUUUCGCUACUUUGAGUGCCGAGAUGGAACUUGCAAGAGGGGAAGGUACUUUUAGGAAAAAAGAAGGAAAUGAAGAUUAUAAACGACAGAAAGAGGUCAUUGAGUUUGUGAAAAGUUCUGAUGCUUGGAAACGCUCAGGUGGUAAAGAUCAUGUCUUUGUUCUUACAGACCCCGUAGCAAUGUGGCAUGUAAGAGCUGAGAUAGCACCGGCUGUUCUCCUGGUGGUAGAUUUUGGUGGGUGGUAUAGGCUCGACUCAAAAUCAUCUGAUGGUAACUCAUCAAAUAUGAUACGACAUACACAAGUUUCUUUGCUGAAAGAUGUAAUUGUUCCAUACACACAUCUGCUUCCUCAAUUGCCCUUGUCAGAGAACAAGAAACGCCAGACACUUCUUUAUUUUAAAGGGGCCAAAUAUCGGCAUCGGGGAGGUAUGGUUCGUGAAAAAUUGUGGGACUUGUUGGUUAAUGAGCCUGGGGUUAUCAUGGAAGAAGGCUUCCCCAAUGCCACUGGAAGAGAGCAGUCAAUUAAAGGAAUGAGAACAUCAGAGUUCUGUUUGCACCCAGCUGGUGACACCCCCACUUCUUGCCGACUUUUUGAUGCCAUCCAAAGUCUCUGUAUCCCAAUUAUUGUCAGUGACAACAUCGAGCUCCCAUUCGAAGGGAUAGUGGAUUACUUGGAGUUCUCAGUUUUCAUGGCAGUUGAUGAUGCCCUAAAACCAAAUUGGCUUGUGGAUCAUCUUAAAAGCAUUUCUAAAAAGCAAAGGGAUGAAUUUCGUCAGAAAAUGGCUGAAGUUCAGUCAAUUUUCGAGUAUGACAAUGGUUAUGCUGGCGGCAUUGGACCAGUUCCUCCAAAUGGUGCAGUCAAUCACAUAUGGAAAAAGGUCCAUCAAAAGUUGCCCAUUAUUAAGGAAGCCAUAGUUCGAGAGAAGAGGAAACCAGCAGGUGUAUCAAUUCCUUUGCGGUGCCACUGUACCUGAAACAAUUACACAUUUUUUUCAUCUUUUGAGACAAUUUGUUGUUUUAUAAGGCCAAUCAAUCUCAUAUCGUCUGAAUGUGUUAUUUUAUGCA